GCCCGAGUGCCUGGCGGCGGGUCCUCAGCUCCCAGCCGAGGUGCGGCGAGCCGGUGGGGAUACCGCGAGGCGAGCGCGGGAUCCGGGGCGGCCAGCGGGGUGUGAGCUGUCCGAAAAUGCACUCGGAUGCUGCCGCUGUCAACUUUCAGCUGAAUUCUCAUCUCUCAACACUGGCAAAUAUUCAUAAGAUCUACCACACCCUUAAUAAGCUAAAUCUAACCGAAGACGUUGGUCAAGACGAUCACCAAACAGGAAGCCUGCGGUCUUGUAGUUCUUCGGACUGCUUCAGUAAAGUGAUGCCGCCAAGGAAAAAGAGAAGACCUGCCUCUGGAGAUGAUUUAUCUGCCAAGAAAAGUAGACAUGACAGCAUGUAUAGAAAAUAUGAUUCAACUAGAAUAAAGACUGAAGAAGAAGCUUUUUCAAGUAAGAGGUGCUUAGAGUGGUUCUAUGAAUAUGCAGGUACUGAUGAUGUUGUAGGUCCCGAAGGCAUGGAGAAAUUUUGUGAAGACAUUGGUGUUGAACCAGAAAACGUAGUUAUGCUUGUCCUAGCUUGGAAAUUGGAUGCACAAAAUAUGGGUUAUUUUACUCUACAGGAAUGGUUAAAAGGAAUGACUUCUCUACAAUGUGAUACAACAGAAAAACUCAGAAAUACUUUGGAUUACUUAAGAUCAUUAUUAAAUGAUUCUACAAACUUUAAACUUAUUUACAGAUAUGCGUUUGACUUUGCACGGGAAAAGGACCAGCGCAGCCUAGACAUUAACACUGCCAAGUGCAUGUUGGGACUGUUAUUAGGAAAAAUCUGGCCCCUUUUUCCAGUUUUUCACCAAUUCUUAGAGCAAUCAAAAUAUAAAGUUAUUAACAAAGACCAGUGGUGCAAUGUGCUAGAGUUUAGCAGAACAAUUAACCUUGACCUCAGCAACUACGACGAAGAUGGCGCAUGGCCAGUUUUGUUGGACGAGUUUGUGGAGUGGUAUAAAGACAAGCAGAUGUCCUAGGACUUUAUGCAUAGCAGCGCGAGAGUCACUGUUACCACAGUUAUGUCAACCAUUAGCCAUAAAUUGCUGUUUGUAUCAAAGCGCAUGCUGCUUUUCUUGCACUGUCUCCCUUUUGCAGGGACGUUUUGGUGUUUGCUAUUGAAUGGGCCAGCUCUGCCUGCUGUGUAGCAUUAUUCUCUUGGAAGGCUGCUUUUGCAGUUUGUAUUUACACUACAGAUUGGUGAAUUUGCCAACGUCCUCACUGUGAUGAUGUGUAUAUUGCUGUUUAAAUUUUGUAUAUGUGUAUAAAAAGAAAAAGCUUCACCUAGA
Myotis brandtii (Brandt's bat) is the source of this 1304-nucleotide messenger RNA. RefSeq names its product DCN1, defective in cullin neddylation 1, domain containing 4 (gene DCUN1D4). Gene Ontology annotation, molecular function: ubiquitin-like protein binding; ubiquitin conjugating enzyme binding; cullin family protein binding. NCBI's taxonomy places the organism in Eukaryota, Metazoa, Chordata, Mammalia, Chiroptera, Vespertilionidae. Gene Ontology annotation, cellular component: ubiquitin ligase complex. Bases 117 to 995 code for a protein of 292 amino acids. The record is from RefSeq and is a predicted model, not a curated record. The transcript is spliced from 11 exons. Gene Ontology annotation, biological process: protein neddylation; positive regulation of ubiquitin-protein transferase activity.